This is a messenger RNA of Phodopus roborovskii (desert hamster), 1335 nucleotides long. Its product is annotated as 3-methyl-2-oxobutanoate dehydrogenase [lipoamide] kinase, mitochondrial-like. The record is from RefSeq and is a predicted model, not a curated record. Lineage: Eukaryota; Metazoa; Chordata; Mammalia; Rodentia; Cricetidae. Gene Ontology annotation, cellular component: mitochondrion. The transcript has a single exon. Gene Ontology annotation, molecular function: pyruvate dehydrogenase (acetyl-transferring) kinase activity. The coding region runs from base 51 to 1289 and encodes 412 amino acids. Gene Ontology annotation, biological process: regulation of glucose metabolic process; protein phosphorylation.
CGGGUCUUCAGCCCUAUAGUGGUAAUCUAGUUCAACAAAGAAGCAGGACAAUGAUACUGACUUUUGUGCUGGGCAGUGCCCCUCGGAGCGGGCCUUCACUUCGGCCCCUCUUGGGGUCCUCAUUGUCACUCCGGGUUCGCUCAACAUCAGUCACCGAUACACACCAUGUAGAGCUGGCCAGGGAACGCUCCAAGACUGUCACCUCCUUUUACAACCAGUCAGCCAUUGAAGUGGCAGCAGAGAAGCCCUCAGUCCGCCUCACUCCCACCAUGAUGCUUUAUUCUGGUCGUUCACAGGAUGGCAGCCACCUUCUGAAAAGUGGCCGUCACUUGCAGCAAGAGCUACCAGUGAGGAUUGCUCACCGCAUCAAGGGCUUCCGUAGCCUUCCUUUCAUCAUUGGUUGCAAUCCCACCAUACUGCAUGUGCACGAGCUAUACAUCCGGGCCUUCCAGAAGCUGACAGACUUCCCUCCGAUCAAGGACCAGGCCGAUGAGGCCCAGUAUUGCCAGCUGGUGCGACAGCUGCUGGACGACCACAAGGAUGUGGUGACCCUGUUAGCUGAGGGUCUCCGUGAGAGCCGGAAACACAUAGAGGAUGAGAAGCUGGUCAGGUACUUCCUGGAUAAGACUCUGACUUCAAGACUUGGGAUCCGAAUGCUGGCUACUCACCACCUGGCACUGCAUGAAGACAAGCCUGAUUUUGUUGGCAUCAUCUGCACUCGUCUGUCACCAAAGAAGAUUAUUGAAAAGUGGGUGGAUUUUGCCAGACGCCUGUGUGAGCACAAGUACGGCAAUGCCCCUCGAGUUCGCAUCAAUGGACAUGUGGCUGCCCGUUUCCCCUUCAUUCCCAUGCCACUGGACUAUAUCCUGCCUGAGCUGCUCAAGAAUGCCAUGAGAGCCACCAUGGAGAGUCACCUAGAUACUCCCUACAACGUUCCAGAUGUGGUCAUCACCAUCGCCAAUAAUGAUAUUGAUCUCAUCAUAAGGAUCUCAGACCGGGGUGGAGGAAUUGCUCACAAAGACCUGGAUCGGGUCAUGGACUACCACUUCACCACAGCUGAGGCCAGCACCCAGGACCCACGAAUAAGCCCUCUCUUCGGCCACCUGGAUAUGCACAGUGGCGGCCAGUCAGGACCUAUGCAUGGCUUUGGCUUCGGGUUGCCCACGUCCAGGGCCUAUGCGGAGUAUCUCGGUGGCUCCCUGCAGCUGCAGUCCCUGCAGGGCAUCGGCACAGAUGUCUACCUGCGGCUCCGCCACAUCGAUGGCCGGGAGGAGAGCUUCAGGAUCUGACUGCGGACUUUGGCCUGCUAGCCUGCCACACUCCUAGAACCUUCUG